Molecule: messenger RNA, 2388 nt
Organism: Phyllostomus hastatus (greater spear-nosed bat)
Lineage: Eukaryota; Metazoa; Chordata; Mammalia; Chiroptera; Phyllostomidae
Gene: AGFG2
Product: ArfGAP with FG repeats 2
Exons: 13
Coding region: 139-1611 (490 amino acids)
Molecular function (GO): GTPase activator activity
Source: RefSeq, a predicted model, not a curated record
UCGCGCGGACGCCGCGGGCUCCGGAGCUUCUGUCAGGGAAGCUGAGCGUGCGGAGGCAACUGAGGAGGCGGGAAGGCGGCAGUGGUUGAAGGGGCGCUUGCUAAUUUGCAGGGAGGAAGUCCGAGGGUGUGGGGAGCCAUGGUGAUGGCAGCGAAGAAGGGCCCAGGACCCGGUGGUGGGAUCGGCGGGGGAAAGGCGGAGGCGGAGGCGGCUUCGGAGGUGUGGUGUCGCCGGGUGCGGGAGCUGGGCGGCUGCAGCCAGGCCGGGAACCGUCACUGCUUCGAGUGCGCCCAGCGCGGGGUCACCUACGUGGAUAUCACCGUGGGCAGCUUCGUCUGCACCACCUGCUCCGGCCUCUUGAGAGGACUGAACCCCCCUCAUCGAGUCAAGUCCAUCUCCAUGACAACUUUCACUGAGCCUGAAGUAGUAUUCCUGCAAUCCCGUGGGAACGAGGUUUGCAGGAAGAUUUGGCUGGGUCUUUUUGAUGCUCGGACAUCUUUAAUACCAGAUUCCAGGGAUCCUCAGAAAGUGAAGGAGUUUCUCCAGGAAAAAUAUGAGAAGAAGAGAUGGUAUGUCCCUCCAGAUCAAGUCAAGGGGCCCACUUAUACCAAAGGCAGUGCCUCCACCCCUACCCAGGGCUCCAUCCCAGAAGGGAAACCUGUUCGGACACUUCUGGGGGAUCCUGUGCCAUCUCUCUCAGCUGCUGCCUCCACCUCUAGCCAGUCUGUCAGUCAGUCCCAGGCUCGGACAUCCCAGCUCCGGAGUGCUCAGCCACCUCCCCACUCAUCAGUCAAGAAAGCCAGUACUGACCUGCUGGCUGACAUUGGUGGAGACCCCUUUGCUGCUCCCCAGACAGUACCAUCCUUUGCUGCAUUCCCAGCCUUUGGAGGCCAGACACCUUCCCAUGGGGGCUUCGCCAACUUCGAUGCCUUUGGCAGUAGCCCCAGCCCUUCUGCAUUUGGAAGCAUUCCUCUAGCCGGCCAAGCCCCAUUCCAGGCCCAGCCAACAGCCACAGCCAGUCGGAUGCUAACUGGAAGUUACAGCUUUGGGAGCAGCCAGGUGACUCCAUUUGGUGCCUCUUCCCUUGUACCUGCCAGUCAGCCCAACAGCCUCACAGAUAUGGGUGGCCUCCUGGGACCUGGAGCAUCAGCUGGAGGUAUCCCUAGCAGCAUCUUUGGGAUGACUGGCCAAGUCCCCACCCUUCAGUCUGCCACAACUGGUGGAGGUAGCAGCACAGGACUUGCCUUUGGAGCCUUCACCAACCCUUUCACAGCGCCUGCUGCUCACCCUCAGCUGCCUUCCACGAACCCAUUCCAGCCCAAUGGUUUGGCCACAGGACCUGGCUUUGGGAUGAGCAGUGCUGGGCCUGGCUUCCCCCAAGCAGUGCCACCCACCGGGGCCUUUUCCAGCACCUUCCCACCACCAGUGUUCUCCCUGCAGACCUCAAUGACCCAGCAGCAGAAUGGCUCUUCCUUCAGUGACUUAGGAUCAGUCAAGCUGGGACAGAGGCCACUGAGCCAGCCAGCGGUCCUGUCCACCAACCCCUUCAUGACUGGAUCCUCAACAAGCCCAUUUGCCUCCAAACCUUCAACCACCAACCCAUUCUUGUAGCACUGUGUUCUGGGGACCUCUUUCCUGCUCUCUGGGGUCCCUCUACUCCUUGGAACUCUGGUGACCACUUGCCUGUGGCAUUUAUGUGAGUCUGAGACCAGAAUGGGCCUUACUUUGCAGGGUAGAGGUCUUGAAGAUGGUGGAGGUGCUACUGCUUUGCCUGGAGCUUACAGAUAAAAAGGGCAGCUUCCUCCCUUCUUCCUUCCAACCCCUGACCCAGGCAGGAGGCCUAGGAGGAGAGAAGGCAGGGCCUGGCCUAGAGGAACAAUGGUGUUUUUUCCUCAAGUUAUUGAUUAUGAUGACAGUAAUCCUCCUCCUCUUCUGCCGUCAGCAUACACAGUGCUCCCUUCAUUCCCAGCCCUCUGGGCAAAGGAAGCUGUGGGCACGGGCUGACCAGCAUUCCCCUGGGGGAACUCGUCCCCAUGCCCAACUUUCCAACACUGUUCUCCUCGUGGGCAGAAGCACAGGGGGAAGAGUAGGGUGAGGGUGGGGAUCAGGUGUGUUGACGUGGGAUAGUAAUCAAGCCAAGAAGGUCCUGGGGGACCAGAGUGCCCCUGGUGCCCUGGCUUGGGCCAGCAUACCCUUUUCUCCACGUUCUUGCAUCCCCAACUCCUUCCCUCAUCCUGGGCACUCAGGAUGACUAGUUUUACCUACAUACUGGGUUGGCCAAAAAGUCUGUUUAGUUUUUUUCCAUAAAAUAAAAGACACAUGUUUCAUUUUCACCAAUAACUUGAUUGACUUGGAUAUUUUGGGUAUGUCAGCUAUCUCCCAUGUGGU